CUAGUUUAGUUUCAACUACCUCCUACACGUGUGCGAUCAUUAGACAUUAGUACACGAAGUAAUAGUUGACAGUUGGCACCCUACUCCAAUAUUGGAAAUGGUUUUUUUCGUUUGCAAUGGAUGUGGUACAUCUGUAAAAAAAAACCAAGUGGAAAAGCAUCAAUAUCAGUGUAGAAGGUCUCAACAUCUGUCAUGUGUAGAUUGUUCUAAAGAUUUUAUAGGAGAAGAAUAUAAAUCACAUAUCAAGUGUGUGUCAGAAGAAGAAAAGUAUUCAGCCAAAGGUUUUGUUCCUAAACCAAAUCAGAACAAAAAUGAAAGAAAACAAACUGAAUGGGUGGAAAUGGUGCAAAAUUUGGUUGAGACUGUCGGAAACACAAAUGAUGAACUGAGCAGUGCUCUUCAACGCAUUAGCCAAUAUGAAAAUAUCCCAAGGAAAAAGCCCAAGUUUAUUAAUUUUUUGAAAAAUGUUUUGGGAAAUAGAGUACAUCCAAGAACAAUUGAACAAUUGUGGGAUGUAAUUUCCAAAGCCCUCGAGGAACUACGUUUAAGCAAAGUGGUACCACCGAAUACCAAUAUCAAAGCGAAAGCAUUGGAAGAAACGGGAAAGACCUCUACUGAAGAAAAUGGAAUCAAAAGGAAGAAUGAUAUUGAAAAUGAAAUCCCUGCCAAUGGAAACAAGAAAAGAAAGAAGGAAGCUGUGCAAUCGCAAGAGGAUGAAAUUCGCAAACAAGCGAACGAUACUAUAAAUUCCGUUGGGGAAGCCGAGCAAUCUGCUAAAGUUAAAUGGUGUACGAUUGGCAAGAUUAUUCUGCGCGCCCAGGAUGACAAGGAAUUGUCGUUGAAGAAGUUUCAGAAAAAAAUCAUUGGAGAAUAUUUACAGCGAAUGGCGGAUGCACUAAGUGCUGAUGAGUCUGUUGAGGUCUUGUGGUCUAAGUGUCAAAAGAAACUUUCAAAAAAUCCAAAAUUUAAGAUUCACAAAGACAAAAUAAAGCUUGUCUCAUGAUGCAGUUGUCUGUGAUGACGAGAUCGACUUACCAAUUAAACGAUCUAUUUACUUGUUAGCCAAUAUCUUUUUUUUCGUGGUAAAGUCCUUAUAACAUUUAAUCUUUCUUAUUCUCUUAUCUUGUCUAAUACUUCGAGAUCGAUUAACCUCAUUGGUUCCCCGAAACCGAAAAGGCCGAAACAAAAAAAAAUCUCCUGUAGAAAAAAAAAGGCGGAAUGCAAAAACUUAUCAUAAUCUUGUUUUUCUUUCAGCCUCGUCAAAUAUUUCGAAUUUCGAAAGGAUGCUGAAAUAAAAAAAAAAAGAUAAAGGAUUUUAUACUUGCGUUGCGGUUUUUGGUUUUUGGCAUACAGCAAGAUAAACUUUCUGUAUUGCAAUGACUAGGGCAGCUAGGCCGUAGGCCCAUUAAUUCAACGAUCGAAAAUUGACGAAUAGAAAUUUAUAAAUUUAAGGAUUUAUCCUACUCUCUUCGUCUCAUCACAGAUAAAGACCACUUCUCUUUUCUUCUUUAUUCCUUCUUUAUCCUUCUUUAUUCUUUACACCACUUGUCUUCUUUACCUAUGGUCUCAUCUCAUGCUCAUGACUGAAUCAGUCGCAACCUCUGGUCGCACCGUAUUUCUUUAUAACUAAUUAACUAUAUUGCAUUUACAUGAGUUAUACCAUAGCUCUGUCUCUGAUCACUUGCACUGUUUUUUUAAAUCAUUAUUUAAUCACUUGGAAUCACUUCAAAUAAAAAUAAAAUGAUAGGCCUAAAUCAUUAGUGGUUCGAAUAUGGCAACUUCGCAUACUAGAAAAUUCUGAUGUAAAGUUGUCUGCUGUUCUUUGGCAUUACCACGUGCAUUUAACGUCAAGUUUGGUUCUUGUUCUUGGCUUAGUCUUGCAAGUUGUACCGGAGUCCAGAGUCUUUGAAUAUACACGUUCUAUUGAUUCAGAAUUCUACAUAGUUCAUCAUGGUUCGUCAUGGAAAACACUCACACGCAAAACCUGACCAAAGCGCCGAAGAAAGAAAAGAAGUAUGGGUUUCUAUGGUUGAAAAAUUAAUCAAAUCAGUUGGUGAUUCUGAUGAAGAUUUGACAAUCGCCCUCGAAAAAAUUUCUCGAGCGAAAAAAGUUCCAAGGAGGUGGUUAAACUUAAACAAACCAAAGUUUGUGAGCUUUUUGAAGUAUCUCCGAUAUAAAAUUACUCCAAGUGUUGUUGACCAGCUGUGGGAAUUGUUUUCCAAAUCCAUAGAUGUGGAAAGGAAAAAAGAAAUCAAGAGAAACACUAAACCAAUUAAAACAGGAAAUACAGAUGGGAAAAUUGAUGAAAAAGAAGUUACGAUUGAAGAAAAAAUGGAAAAUUGAUACAACACAAAAUUUCAUAAGAAAUGAUUGAAUAAUGUCCGAACUCUGAAAUGGAAUUUUUUUAUGAUUUGGUAUGACAAUAUCAUGCUUGUCUCACGUCUCACGAUGCUCUCGUCUGUACUGAUGAGAUCGGAUUAUCUAGUAAACGACCAAUUUACUUGUA
Daphnia pulex (common water flea) is the source of this 2506-nucleotide messenger RNA. RefSeq names its product cell growth-regulating nucleolar protein-like. Gene Ontology annotation, biological process: rRNA processing; negative regulation of transcription by RNA polymerase II. Gene Ontology annotation, molecular function: DNA binding. NCBI's taxonomy places the organism in Eukaryota, Metazoa, Arthropoda, Branchiopoda, Diplostraca, Daphniidae. The record is from RefSeq and is a predicted model, not a curated record. The transcript has 7 exons. The coding region runs from base 98 to 1003 and encodes 301 amino acids. Gene Ontology annotation, cellular component: nucleolus.